Molecule: messenger RNA, 2644 nt
Organism: Effrenium voratum
Lineage: Eukaryota; Dinophyceae; Suessiales; Symbiodiniaceae
Source: the annotation of a GenBank genome assembly
UUUUUAGAUUCCAUGUUGACUCGGCUCUGGCUCAAGUCGGGCCCCAGAAACCCGCGCCGGCUUGGCGAAUGCGCGGGGAUGCCUUUGCUUCGGAAUUCGCGGGAUGCGUUCAGAUCGCGGCGAUGCACUGCGAGUCCUCCGGGACGUGAAGAGGGGCGCGCGUGUGGAGAACGUGCAGUGCAGCAAGCUCCUCAGCAGAUGCCAGAAGAGCGGCGACUGGGGCCUGGGGCUGGACGCCUUCCGCGCCUUCCAGCGAGCUUCGUUGCGGGCGGACGUGGUGACCUUCACCUGCGCCAUCAAGUGCUGCGAGAAGGGCAAGUGGAGGAGCGUCUUGGGCUUCCUAGCACGGAUGGGCGCCGAGCGCGUGCCGGCGAACGCGAAAUCUGCGGACGCAUGUGUCAACAGCUGCGGAGGCGAAUGGCAGCGCUCCGCGCAGCUGCUGGCGAGCUGGUGCCGGCGCGGACUCCGCCUAGACUCUGUUCUCUGCCACAGCCUGGCGGACGCCGCGCGCGGAGACGAGAGCCGCCGAGACGACGAAGACGGCAAGGACUCGUGGCGCCAGGGCCUCCACGUGCUGCGCCGAAUGGCCGCCGCAGCUCUGCGAGGCGACGCCUUCACGCGCUGCGUGGGGAUGAAAGCCUCAGAUUGGCGCCGGGGCUUCCUGUUGCUUGAGGACCACCCGGUGGUCCUGCGCGCCGCGCUGGCCAGGAGUCCCUGGUCUCGCGCCGGCGCUCUGAUGGCGCGGCUGGACAUGGUCUCGGCGGGCCAGAGGCUGGCGCCCCACGGGGCGAGCUUCAGCUCCGCCAUCAGCGCCUGCCGGGAGAUGCCGCAGGGCUGGCAGAGAGCACUGUGGCUGCUGGCGCAGGCGGCGGAGGCUGAGGCGGCGAGCUUCGUGCCGCGCGCGGCGGCCCUGGGCUGCUGCGAGGCACAGCUCCGCUGGCGAGAGGCCGCGGAGCUGCUGACGGACCCGGACCCCAGCACACUGCGGUCCGCGCUGGCGGCGUGCGGUGCCAAUUGGGUUGCGGCCUUGGCAAUGCUGAUGGGUGCUAAGGCGGCGGCGCGCGGGGUGGAGGGCUGGCGCGCGCUGCUGUGGUCUUGCGAGGCGGCGAGCGCCUGGCCGGCGGCCGUGGCGUUGAUCGAGCGAGCGGAGCGGAGCGAGGUGGACGAGCCCUGCGCCCUCUCGGCCAUCCGCAGCUGCGGCAAGUGCCUGGCGCAGAGCGCGGGCUUGGGCCUCCUGUGGCGCCUGGAAAGCGACGCCGGGCGCUCGCAGCAGCGCGAGGACGUGUGCUUCCUGCCCUGUGCUCUGGCAGCCCUCCUGGUGGAGGACCCCGCGGUGAUCCACGGUGCACUGGCGGAGUGCGCCCGGGCGCUGCCUCAUGCGGCGCCCGCGAAGUCCAAGACCUCGCGGGAGCUUUUCCCGUUGCUUUGGGCCACCGCCACCUUGGGCGCCAGCUCCGCCCACUUUGCCCAGCGGGUCUGGGGAGUGCUGGGCUCGUCGUUGGGCGCCUUCUCGGGGGAGGAGCUGGUGCUUUUGGCCUGGGGCGCGGCUGCCGCCCGCGACGCGGGCGCGGGCGCCGGAGGCUUCUUUCCGGCCAUACAGGAGGAAGUCCAGCGCCGCGCCAGCAGUGAACCCACGGAGCUUCUGGCUCACGCCUGGGCGGCGCACUUCGCCCAGAGGCUGCCGAGUGGCUUCCUGGCCUGGCUGCGCUGCCAGCUGCAGCGCCUGGGCCGCGCCAGGGACGGGCCGAGCCAGCGCGGAUGCGGCAGGCUCGCCGGCGCCGAACCAGAAGGCGAAGGCUUGGCGGCGGUCUUGCAGCUGCCGGACUGCCUGGUGCUGAACAAGGAAGCUGGCUGGGAGGUGUGCGACCAGCACGGCGCCAGGCAAGUGGUUGACCUGUUGCGGUCGAAGCUGGGGUGGCAGCACCCCAUCCUUUGGGACGCGGAGCAGCAGUUCGGGUUCCUGCACCGCCUGGACGUGCCCAGCUCGGGGCUUCUGCUGGCGGCCACCAGCUACGAGCGCUACUACGAGCUUCAGCUGCAGCUGCGGACCGGCUCCAUGACCCGCGACUAUGCGAUUUUGUCUCAUGGCUGGUGGCCGUCAAAUCGAAGAUCGAUUCACGCCAGCGUGUACUGGGGCGAGAGGACGCUGUGCCGCGCCGGCGGCCGCGGGAAGCCCUCGGUGACGUUGCCCAAGGUGCUGGGCCACCUUGCACAACGCGGUGAGUGCUUCAGCUUCCUCGUGGCGCGCAUCCUCACGGGGCGAAGGCAUCAGAUCCGCACCCACUUCGCGCAUGUGGGCCAUCCAGUCGUGGCGGACCACCAGUACACUGCGAGAAGCACGCGGCGAAGGGACCAAGAACUGCUGGACCGGCACUUCCUGCACCGCUUCCACUUGGCCUUCGAAGGAUCCGCGCUGAAGGAGCCGCUGCCUGCGGAGCUUCGGCGCCUCCUCCGGCGCCUGGAGCCGGUGAGGCCAAGGGAGCUGCAGUGGAGCCUGGGCAGCUGGGAGGAGGUGCUGGCGCUAGGGGACGAGCGAGAGCUGAGGGGAUGGAAGGAUUGAAGGGACCUGCUCCAGCAGCCCGCGGAUUUCGUUGGCCGUGGCCGACCCUUUUUGCUAUGUUUGUCUUUUCUUGGAGGCUCCCCA